AUGGCUGUCUGGCUCAAGCUCGAAUGUGCAAAGCAUCAAAUCAUCAAUACUAUCAAUGUUAUCAAUGUUAUCAAUGUUAAAGCUAUUCCUUGGAAGUGCGAGGAUUGUAAAGUUGGGUCUGCAAGGCAAUUGAAGCAGACUCUAGCUUUUGAUCAAGACUCGGGUCGUUCAAAACAUGGCAUACAAUCUUUGAAAGCCUUUCUCGACAGCUUCUCUGUAGAAGACGCCGAUAACUCAGCCCGAGUUAUCAUUCUUAAAGAAUACCUCGAAUCGCAAAAGCCCGCCGAUGAUGAGGAAAAAUCUGCUGUCUUCCUGUCUGAUAUUAUGCAGACAUGGAGCUUCGCAUCGCAGGCAAACGAUGAAUCUCUUCUCUCCGCUGUUCCAGCUGUAUUAGCACUGCUUUUGAAGACUUUAUCUAAUAUACUGGAGAUGGCUGAGCAUGGAUUGAGGUUAGGUAGAACGAUACUUCAGAAGCGUCAACUAGAACUGAUUGCACGGGGUCUUACUUCGAAUAAGAGCAAAGAGCACGUAAUUUCCCCAGUUCUGCGACUCCUUCGAGAAUUAUCGAUCUACGAUGGAGGAGCCUUGGCGAAGCAGGUUUUCCGAUCAAGAGACUACACUUUCAAGACCCUAGCACGAAAUCUCAGCUUAAAAUACACGGGAGAUGCAGUUGAAGAUCGCAGGAAACCUUCCGUCCGGACCAAUGCGCUUCGAUUCCUUCUUUCUAUCAUAAAGUUCCUUCCCACGGAUGCGAAACGCGAACUGCUCAAUCAAAGGGACAUUGUUAUGGGCUUGACGAGAGAUAUAAGAGACGAUCCUCCCUUUGUAAUACGUGACAUAUUGGAGACUUUGAAAUCUAGUGUUUUACUGGACGAUGCUCUACCGAGAGACGCCAAAUCGAAAAUUGUGAAUGCAACUUCUCUCGGACGGAUAGCAGCACUGUAUGUCUAUGACCAAGAGGAUGAAGAAGUCGAAAAAGGGAAGAAAGCGGUAGACGGGAUAGCACAUGACUUUCUCAUGCUCGCGUGCACAUCCUCAAAUCUAGGUGUUCUCAACCGUCAAAAUGGAUUCUAUCCUAGAGGAGUCGAUGCUGACGAAGGUCACGGUGUCGACGCAGACGUUGGCCAUAUUGACCUAGGACUAGAUAGUAUUGAGUGGAUGGAGCGCUUCACAGAAAAGGUUCCAGUGCGCAACACCAUACUAUCUGAAUUUAUCCAAAAUCUCCGGCCUUGGUCGAGCUUGAAACAGAGCGAGCUAUUACUGUCCAUUCUCGAAUCUGCUCCUGAGCUUAUUGCAAGUUACUUUUUUACUAAAAAAUCCUUUUCACUCGAUCCUAAACUCACCGCGACCUGGAUUGGAUACUCGGCCUUCGUCUUUUCUACUCUGCAACUUCCGAUUCCUAAAUAUUUUGGGCACCAAGAACGGUAUGCGAGACUGCCGCCACCUUCUUCUAUUGUUCUAGAGAGUAUAUUGCCUCAGCCAUUGACACAGAAGGUAUUCACACGUUGUCUAAAUCAACAACAUAAUCUAAUUGCCUUUUUUGCUAUACAAAUUCUUUCAGCUGCAUUCAACAAAAUACGUGGAAUUUUGAAAAUGUAUGAAGAAGCGGCGGCUGCAUCAUCAUCGAUAUGGACUCAGGCUGCUGAGAGGUUGACGGAUGAGUUUUGCCAACGUGUUCCUUCAAUCAAGGAUGUAAUCAACACGUUUCGGAAGUUGUCAGAUACGGAGUUGAUGCAAAGAGAAGCAAUUACUAAAUUGUUAGUUCUGUAUUAUGAAGUGGUACCACGUGUUGCUUUGGACGCCAAAUUUGACGUAUCAGAAACUCUCACGAAGGCAUUGCAAGCUAUCGAGAGGACUGGGUUAUCUAAAGAAGAUCGUGCAUUGCGAAUUAUGGAAUUGGAAAACUUGUUUCAAUUCUCCCAUUUUUCACCAGGAAUGCGUUGGUUCGUCAAAGCGGAGGGACUCUCAGUUUCUCCGUUCAUGGCCAUGCUGAAAUUGUCCGCAGAAGCACCUUCUGGAGUGCCUUUGCUCAAGCUAAGAUCCGUCCUUAGCUCAGUUGUCCAAGAAAACCAAAUCUUUCAAACUGAGACCACAGUCUCGGCGCUUGACACAUUUAUCGCCAGACUGAAGGAUGUUCAAGGCACACCUAACGACAAAGCGAUCUAUGAAUUCUUAGAUGACUGCGUCUCAAGAUGUGCUGCGAAGCCAAUCAAGUAUAUAUUUUCUCUUGAAGAACUUACUUCAAACCCCCGCGACACCGAAAAAGAGCAAUCUGCUAUAAGUUUAUUACUACUUUCUGUUGCAGAACAGUGGCCAUUUCUUGUCAAAACUGGAACAGAUGCUCUCAAAGAUGUAGCUGAUUUCAUCGCACGAUUUCUGGCAGCAUCGAUAAAGAUUGGCGAGGACAAAAGGACCAUAAAAUCCAUCACAAAAGCUAUGGUCGACGAGACGCCAGAGAAAUCAUCAGCCCGAAAGAUUUUGGAUAAAUCUCGAAAAUUGGUCGACGAAAUAGAAAUUCCGCAGCCACCGCGAACAGCCACUGGGAAGCUCGGUGCUGAAACCACUGAGGGUGCAGUUUCGGUAAAAGAGAAAAAUGAAGUAGAUGCCAUGAUGCUAGAGGUAUUGCCGGAGGAAGACUAUAAUGCCUUGGUGAAAUGGGUGACGAAGGAUGUAGAGGAAGUUAUCGAAGGUGGUCAUGCUGCGGCACUAAUUAUGCUUCUGUCGUCGGAACAUUUCAGUGUUCGUAAAGAGUGUUUAACCAAUAUAUCAAAGAUUGCGGCCAAACUCAAGGAAUCUUCAUUCGAAGAAAAGGAACAAGUCUGGCUUCUCCUUUGUGAGCUAGUAGAGACAUCGAAGAAGGUCAUAAAUGGAGAGCCACUUCCCACCAUCAUUUCAUCUUUUGCAUCGCACUCCGUGGCUGUACUAUGCGAUCCUCUGCACUGUCUUUACCCUAAAAUCAACAAGUUUCUUGCUCAGGGACCAACCUGGCAAAUUGACAAGAUACCUUUGAUGUACAAGGUUCUCGAGGAGUCGCCGAGUCUCGAUGAUCACCACUACUCUGAGGUCUCUUGGCUUCUUGAUUUUAUGCUUGUUGGUCUUCGAACGCCAAUGGAUAUGGGUAUAUUCCGAAAACGUAGAGUUUUUGAGAAGUUAUUCUCGUUAUACAACAAUCCAUAUAUCGCACAAGGGCUACAAGAAAAAAUUCUCAAGCUAUUGUUUCGUGCAACCACGAUUGAAGGAGGAAGUACCACACUUAUUACCAGGUUUAGUAGCAUGACUUGGGUAGAGGUGCAGGUUGCCUUAGGGGGAGGUACGCCUUUGAAGGUGUUAAUGCAAAGAAUCAUUGACUCAAGUGAUACGCAAAGAAUUGAAGGCUGGAAGAAGGGGGAGAAGGCGCAAAGUGCUGAAUAG
This is a messenger RNA of Sclerotinia sclerotiorum 1980 UF-70, 3411 nucleotides long. RefSeq lists its product as hypothetical. NCBI's taxonomy places the organism in Eukaryota, Fungi, Ascomycota, Leotiomycetes, Helotiales, Sclerotiniaceae. Bases 1 to 3411 code for a protein of 1136 amino acids. The transcript is spliced from 3 exons. The record is from RefSeq and is a predicted model, not a curated record. Gene Ontology annotation, cellular component: nucleolus. Gene Ontology annotation, biological process: maturation of LSU-rRNA from tricistronic rRNA transcript (SSU-rRNA, 5.8S rRNA, LSU-rRNA); maturation of 5.8S rRNA from tricistronic rRNA transcript (SSU-rRNA, 5.8S rRNA, LSU-rRNA).